Zingiber officinale is the source of this 4892-nucleotide messenger RNA. Its product is annotated as CLIP-associated protein-like. Gene Ontology annotation, molecular function: microtubule binding. The coding region runs from base 204 to 1331 and encodes 375 amino acids. Gene Ontology annotation, biological process: microtubule cytoskeleton organization. Gene Ontology annotation, cellular component: cytoplasmic microtubule. The transcript is spliced from 8 exons. NCBI's taxonomy places the organism in Eukaryota, Viridiplantae, Streptophyta, Magnoliopsida, Zingiberales, Zingiberaceae. The record is from RefSeq and is a predicted model, not a curated record.
AAAAGUGAUCUUCGCUGGAAAGGCUCUGCGUACUAAAACACUGAAGCACCAAACGUCGCCUUUUUCUUUUUGUUCACCGACUCGCUUUUCAUCGCUCGCUCCGGAACGGUCGGCCGGUACGGUGGGAAAAGGUUUUGACCCGAGAUUUCACCAGAUCCGGCCGCCGUGUCGCUCGAGAUCUGCAUCCUUCUCGACGGGGUUCGAUGGAGGAGGCGCUGGAGAUGGUGCGGGUCAAGGACACCAAGGAGCGGAUGGCCGGGGUGGAGCGGCUCCGCCAGGUCCUGGAGGCUACAACCAGGAGCCUCUCCGCGGCCGAGGUCACUGCGCUCGUCGAUGCCUGCAUGGAUCUCCUCAAGGACAGCAACUUCCGUGUUUCGCAGGGCGCGCUCCAGGCGCUGUCCGCCGCCGCCGUGCUGUCUGGAGAGAAUUUGAAGCUUCAUUUCAAUGGACUUGUUCCGGCUGUCGUGGAGAGGCUAGGAGAUGGAAAACAGCCCGUGCGUGACGCGGCCAGACAGCUUUUGAUUACUCUUAUGGAGGUAUCAUCACCAACUAUCAUAGUUGAAAGAGCUGGUAGUUAUGCCUGGACACACAGAAGUUGGAGAGUGAGGGAAGAAUUUGCAUGGACUGUCACUGCAGCCAUUGGACUUUUUGCUUCAACUGAGCUACCCCUUCAGCGAGUUCUUCUACCUCACGUUUUGCAGUUGUUAACUGAUUCUAACCAAGGUGUAAGAGAAGCUGCUACUUCAUGUAUCGAGGAGAUGUAUGCCCAAGUUGGACCUCAAUUUUGUGAUGAAUUACACCGUCACCAUCUUCCUUCCUCAAUGAUAAAGGAAAUCAAUGCCAGGUUAGAAAAAAUACAACCAAAGCCUCAGCUGUCAGAUGGAGUUGGAAUUUCUUAUAUUUCAGCUGAAAUGAGGCCAUCAUUUGCAAACCAUAAGAAGAACAGUCCAAAGGUGAAGAUAGCUCAAAGAGAAACCUCAUUUUCUAGUGGUGACAAUGAGUCUGCUGAAAAGCCUCCGGUUCCUAUUAACGUGUUUUCAGAGAAGGAACUCAUUAAGGAAUUUGAAAAUAUUGCAUCUAUGCUUGUUCCAGAGAAAGAUUGGUCACUUCGCAUUGCUGCCAUGCAAAGAGUUGAAGGCCUUAUCUUCGGAGGUGCUAUAGAUUACAAAUCCUUUCCUACACUCCUAAAGCAACUAAUUGCUCCCCUUAAUACUCAGCUAUUGGAUCGGCGUUCUAGCAUUGUGAAACAGCUCGCCUCACAAGUCACCAUCGUUCCUUUUACGACAUAUCUAUCAGGUAUAUUGGGACUCAAACCUGUUUUAGGUCUUUGACCAUCUCGCUUCAAGCCUUUCAUCAAUGCAUCUCAUUGCAGAUGCUGUUUCCACUGUUUUCAAUACAUGUAUAUAUACAUACAUGUUCUUUGAAUACCAUUCUUGUUCUGUAUGCAUACUAUGAAGCAAUCAUCCUCGGUUUCGUGUCUUUCUUGGUCAAGUGCUAUUGCAUUUAUUUUCCCUUGAAUGAGGGUAACUUGAAAAUAAAAUGUAUUAUAUCGUUUCUCUUUUAAGAGUUUUAUAUUUCAGCGAUUUUUGAUCAUCUAUUACAAUGUAAACCUUUCAGCAUUUCUCUUAUUUCUUUGGUUGAAGUUUUAAUUUUUCAGCAAAUUUAACAUCUUCAGUAUAAGCGGCUAUUUAAUCAAAUCUUUAAUGUGGGAGACAACCAUGAGUUGAAUUUCAAAUUUUCCUUUUCUUAUUCUUUGGUUAUAUGUCUAUUGCUGAUGAUGGGUUUUAUGAUGUUUUCUUAAGACAGAAAUAGUAGGAAAAGAAAAGAAAUAAUAUUAUCAUUUUGUCCUGUUUACUUGGAACAAAGUAAAGAUAACUAUGGAAUUUGCUUCCAUCUGGUUUCUCUUAUUUUGUUUCUGCUAGAUUGGGACAAAAUGGAGGAAAUAAAGUUUAGGCGUCUAAUAAACAUAUAAUAUGCGAUUUCAUUUCUUUCCUCCGGGUUUUGUUCACAUAACAAGAAAUACAAUAGGAAGUAAGAUAAUAUAUUUUAUUUCUUUUUGCCUUCACUUAGGCACUGUUUACCUCAUGUGAAGGAGAGGAAGUGGAAAGGAAUUUCUAGUGCAACUGUAGAGAGAGUAAAUUGGAUGGAAUCUUGUUUAUAUUAUCCUUGACUGCUUCUUUGACAUAUAGGAAGGAUAAAGAGGUAAGAAGAAUAGGAAAUUGCUUGGAUACGUCCAUCUUCCUGAAUCUCUCCCAUGGAAAUGCUUAAUUGUUGCCAUCGAUUCUGAAGGCUUGACCUUGAUCAACCUACUUGUUCGCUAGAACAAACUCCUCCCCACUACUUGAUUAGCCUCCUAAACUUGGCAAUAAGGCCUGCUAGAUUGAUGUCGUUGCCUCCAAUGUUUUAGCUGAGCCUUUCAGACUUGACUACAGUACCAACCAAAUUGAUGAUGCUUUUUGAUGGCGUUGUUGUCGAGCCUCCUAGACUGAUGAUGCCAACUACAUUGACACUGCCUCCACUGCUUUUGUCCUCCAAGUGCCAUCAAUUGGAGUGGAGAUGAGAGCUGGCUCAAGAAGAUGCUUUGUUGAGAUUAGUGCUAAGAAAGGAAGACGAAGGUUGUUUGAGAAGGGCAAAAAUGGCAUUUCCCUUAUUUGUAUAUGGAGUUUGUUUCUUACCACUUUCGGUUGAAUAGUUUAGGCUAAAAAAUCUUUUUGAGGAAAGGAGUUUGAAUCUCUUCCUAACUUCUGUGUAAGCAAUUGAGGGAGUGGAACAUUAAUUUCCCUUGAUUCCUGUGCCUUUUAGAAACAAAGAAAAAAUAUAUUCAUGAAUGCAAUAUGAAAAACUACUGUAUCAUUAGACACUAUAAUAAUCAUUACUCACUACUCAGUACAAAUUCUAUAUCUCUUAUAUGCAAAGAGCAUCUCUAUUUGAUAGAUAGAAGCAAAUAAAGAAUUUAACUGGUUGACUAACAUUAAAGUCAUAACUAACUAUAGAAGAAGUCAUUCUAAAUGACUUGCAAAUUUGUAGUUGAUAUCUUUCAUGAUCCUUGUUAUGUUUAGUUUCUUCAUUUGGUUUCUUUGAAUAAUAUGAAUGAGUUAUGAUCUGCAUGCUUAAGUCAUAAUUACUAUUGGAUUGAUUAGUUUCUAAAGAGGUCAAAUCAUAAAUUCUCCUAAGAUUGCAUCGUUAGCCAGCUCAUCUAAGGUGUCAUUAAAAGAUUUUUUAAAUUAUUAUUUAUUAAAGUGUUCUUCUAUUAAGGUUUAGUUAUCAAGUGUUUUAUUUUAGCUUAAGUUUUUUGUUUUAGCUAAAAGUUCAUUGAGUGAGCUGAGGUCUGUGGAUGUUGUUUUUGAGGUUACUUCACUUAGAAAGCCUAUAAUGUUUACAUAUUUGUUAAGAUUUUUUUUUUAAAAUUUGGCGGGACAUAAAUUUUCAUGUAUGGUCUUUUCAUUCCAUGCUAAUGUGGGAUGGGGUUUUUGUUCGUCUUGGUUUCUAAUGGUCCAGAUAAGUUGCUAAUAUUUUAUAUUAGAUCCAUUUAGUGAAUUUGACAAAUUGUAUUUUUUCCUUUCUAUCAUAAAAACAGCACAUCUAUUCUAACAGUGUACAACAAUUAUUAUUUUUUUUAAAAAAUAUUUUAAUAUUUCUGUAGACAUGAAAUAAUUUGACUGAGUAAAAGUUUGUAUAUGAGAUUGCAUGUUUUUUCAUAAAUUUACAAGUGUAAGGAAUAAUUAUUUGUAUUUUUUUGUUGUAGUUCUUAUAAAACUAAGCUUGUUAUUUGCAUGAAUAUAGUUUGGUUAAUAUCUCUCACUUCUAAAAUUGUAUAUAUGUAUAUAUAUUUAGUGGUAAUUGAGGUAACUCUUCUUGCAAUGUCAUAGCUCAUUAUUUGCAUGAGUAUAGUUUGGUUAGAUGUUUCUUACUUCUAGAAUUGUGUGUGUGUGUCUAUAUAUAUAUAUAUAUAUAUAUAUAUAUAUAUUUUAGUGGUAAUUGAGGUAAUUCUUCUUGUAAUGUCAUAGCUCGUUAUUUGCAUGAGUAUAGUUUGGUUAAAUAUCUCUGACUUCUAUAAUUGUAUAUAUUUUUUGUAUUUACUGGUAAUUGAGGUAAUUCUUCUUCUGAUAUCAUCCAAGUAUUGAUGAGUUUAUAAAAUAAUAUGAUAAAUAUUAUGCAAGAUAAUAUGAUGGAUGAUAAACAAAUUAAAAUGCAAGUAAAAGAGGAUACUAAUGAUGAUAUAUUUUGUUAUGGAUGAUGAUGGAUGAUAAGCAAAUUAAAAUGGAAGUAAAAUAGGAUGCUAAUGAUUGAUCUAUUGUUUUUAUGGAUGAUAACUAAACUAAAAAAUAAAUAUUUUUCUUUAGUGUGUGUGUAAUGUUGAUAUGCUGCUUGCCACAGCGUGCGCUGCAUAUCAUCUGUGUUUUUCUUAAAGCUUUGGGCUAAAAACCCCCCAAAAAAAACAUCCUAAAUACUAUAUCUUAAAUCCUAAAUCCUAAACCCAAAGGUUAAAAAAUAUAUAUAUUUUUUAACUUAAAUACUAUACCAAACUCUAAACAUUAAACCCAAAGCUUAAAAUAAAAUUUUUAAAAAUGUUUUUUUUUAUCCUAAAUACUAUACCGUAAACUCAAAGCUUAAAAAAAAAUAAAAUAAAAAUAUUUUUUUUAGCCUAAUACUAUACCCCAAAUCCUAAAUCCAAAAAUACAAAAAAAAAAGCAGUUGAAAGCUUAAAAAAAAAAGAAAGAAAAACACACUUGAUAUGCUGUGCGCGCACUGUCACGCAGUGUGCUGUGCGCAACAUAUCAGUUAUAAUAUGUGAAAAUAGUAAUAAAAAUAAAUGUGAGUAAUUUAAAAUUACCAAUUAAAUAAUCAAAAGAUUUUUUAAAGAGAGAUAGCAAUUAUAUAAAAGUGAAGCG